Molecule: messenger RNA, 5289 nt
Organism: Fusarium odoratissimum NRRL 54006
Lineage: Eukaryota; Fungi; Ascomycota; Sordariomycetes; Hypocreales; Nectriaceae
Exons: 2
Coding region: 2646-3125 (159 amino acids)
Biological process (GO): regulation of protein localization; endosome organization
Cellular component (GO): endosome; BLOC-1 complex
Source: RefSeq, a predicted model, not a curated record
CCCCCACCAUCCCACCAACUUGAUGCGUCCAGCUCAUCUGAUGAAUGGAUCCUUCAUCCUUUCUUGAGAGCUUCCACUACGUAAGGUAUUGCACGCACCUGCAAAUGGCACACCAUCUUCGUAGAGAAGGUGUCAGAGACACCUGUCGAUUGAGGUGACCCCUCGAUCGGGUCCCUGGAAUUCAAUACCGGACCUUGUCUUGUCUGUCUUUCACCCCAUACAAUACAACCUAACCAUACAAUUGCAUAUCAAACCCACCGUCACAGCAACGUCUGGUAAUCGUUUUGACAACGCAUCACUACAUUACCUUACCUCCUGUGCUCUCCUGUAAAGGUACAGUUACAGGACAGAACAAUGCCAGAAAUUGCCCGGCUUGAUGCACCUCUACCCGACCCGCCGCCUUGCGUUCGCUUCUCAAUUCACACCCUGUCAACCGACGCUGAGAGCCAAUCCUCGGUCAGACCGUUGCAAGGUCUAUCUUGAUCAUUACUUCUUCCUUCUGUCUCGACAGACAUGUCUGGGCUUUUUGGUUAAAACGCCGCCAGCGAGCAAGAUGCAAUUGGAGGGGGGUGUGGGCGAGAUUGGAAAUCCAAGGCUGCUUUUCCAUCAACUUCGUCUUUUGGCUUUGCUUAGCGUCAGCGCGCUUGUUUGCAACUCUCUCCGCCUCCGUCUCCAUUCUCCAUGGUCCUGCCUACUCCCCUGCAGCAAGGAACAAGAUGCAGUCCUAAUGCAUCCCAAAAUUACACUGCGGAUACAUUCAGGAAGCCUGCAUUCUCCAGUAUCCGCUCCUCCGCGCAGACAUCUUGCUAUUCCUUGCCCAGAGCGCUUGAGCUGGAUUUGAAGAUGGAAUGCCAAAGGUCUAACCAGCGGUUGGUGAUCCCUCACGAAUAUCCAUUUACACGGUGAGGCAACCAAUGUCUUUUUUCUUCAGACACCCACCACCAAUGUUACCCGCUACUCCAAACGGUACCGGAACCCGGCCGAUUGAGAUGUACUCUUUAUGGUACAGAUAUGCCUUUGUGAGGGUGUGGGCAUUGGUGUCUACUUUACUUACCUAGGUCCAUCUAGCCAACUCUCCAACCAGUCAGCGUUGAUUAGGUCGUUCGUUGCGCUGUCCGUUUGGUCCUUUCUUACCUGCGAUCCAUUUACCUGCUUUCUGUCCGCAACUAGCUAUCACCAAAAAAGCAGCAUGCCAGCCUAGUUUACAUUGGCUAUGUCCCUCACGUCACUCGACCAAGAGCCCAAUCCAAGCCUGGCCUCGACUUGCCUCCUCCGCUUCUCAACGACCAAGCGUGUGACGCUCAGACGACUAACACCGUCGGUCUCCAAUCGCUCCAGACAAGCAAAUAUCGGUGGGAAAACUUUUGCCCCCAAGACAAAUUAUACACAUGGCCCUUAUCCCUUCUCAACGUUUGGGCCCAAGGGCUAGUGCAGCCACUUGUGUCCGUUGAUGGACCCGGAUAUGCAUGGCAUCUUACCAGCAUCUUACUUUCUUUUGCCCUUCUCCUGCUGUACCAUACGGUCUGGCUCGGUCCCUUCCAAGCCGGGUCUUCUCUCGGUCUCCGCUCUGGCACACAGACGCAUUUUUUCUCUUUUUGUUAAUUGCCCACUGGCACAUGGUAUCGUCAUGUUCUGCCCGGCGCCAUCUUUGACACAUAUCCAUUGCCCUGUCAAGCACUUCUCCCCAGUCUUUCCCCUAAACUUGCCCGGUAAAUAUCGAUUUGGAUCCAAGACGGUCUCCAUUUUUUUACUCUCUUAAUUGUUACAUCUGACAUCUAAGAUUGCAGUCCUCACUCUCGGCAUAUGCACAUGUCCAUGCUCAUCCUAGGCUGGUCUUGUUACACCCAGCCAACGGCGUAGCUCAAAGGCGUUUACAAUUUCAACGGCACUGCAUUUGUCAAAGCAGUGUCCUUCGAAGUAUCUUAAAGCCACGCUUUUCUUUAGGUUGCGUCUUAUUCAAAGAUUGGUCUUUCUCUAUCUUCACCCUCCCCCAAAAGCCCUAUCUUGAGCAUGUUCCGUUACUCUUCUCUUUCGUUGGCUCGGAUGUCAAACGGCAGUACAUCUCGGAUAGUUCUCUGACAUUUCAUUACCUUUCCAAGGCUCUUUGCCGCUUCUAGCCUCCCUAGUCGCCCUCCUAGUAGUCCUAGUUUUGAAGUUUUGUUACCUUGUCAUAUCGUUGCCGUCCGUGAUGGCCCACACAUGUGCAUCUCGUCGUGAUCGUCUCGUCUAGCCUCUCAUCACCCUCAGGACCAUGCCAUCAUCCUGUCAUAUCCUAUGGCACGCCCUCAUGGGCGGGGUUAAUCGUCAUUCAUUGACGAAUAGUGUCAAGAUGAGUUAUCCUGAAGUUCUUCCGGUUUGGCCGAUCAAGGUUUCUGAAGAAGUAUAAAAAGGCCAGAGUUGAUGCUGUUGAGGCUUUCUUCUUCUUCUUCCUUUCUCAUCACUCUUCAACCAGCUCCUGACUUGAAGUCCCAAAUUGCCCAGCACUUAUACAUAGUCUCCUUGGCUUGUUGUCUUGAUACACGACUCUCAUACUUCAACUGAUCUUCACUUGUCCUCAGCCUACUCAACCUUGAACCAUCACUCGGAUCACUUGUCGAAGUAUUCAAUUGGCAUACACACAUCUUCUUCUCUGUCAAAUAAUCACCAUGUCUUCUCAUUACACUCCUGUGGGCUACUCCAUGCCUCUUCCCGUUCCCUCCAAGGGCUCCCAAUACCCCACCUACAGCCAGUAUUCCGUCUCGCCUCCGGAAUGUGAUGACUCGGUUAGCUCCGCCUCAGGCAUCCCCUCCUACAGCAAUGGUGGAUACUCGGCUACCUCGUCCGGGUACCAAUAUUCUGGCGGAUACGGCGAAUAUGAAAGCACUCGCUCUGCUAGCGGCGUUGACUUCCAGGAGUACAUGCAAGACCGCUUUGCCAACUCUUUUGACCCAAUCCCCCUUGACCGUAGUAUGGCCAUGCAAGCUCAGACAUCUGGUAAAAUGAAUGCCAAGCACCGCGAGCUUAUGGAGCUUCAGAAGAAGGCGCAGGCUCGUCUUGCGAAGACUCGUGAGCGCUUCCAGGAGGGUAUGCGAGAUGCCCAUGAGGUGCGCAGCGAUCUUGAGUGGACACAAAAGAAAGUUGGGUAAGUCGAACAAACUUCGCGACUCUUUUGCACCGUAUGGCAAACGCAACUGCAGUUUGUUACGCGAGGCAAGAUCAAAUCGCAGAGUUAAAGUGAAGCGAAUUGAGACUAACCCACCAUCAUAGCUCGCUGAAGACCAAAGCUUCGCGCAAGCAUGGCAAGGAGUACAGCAAGGCCCGCGCCCGUUUUCCAUCCCCUGAGAACUGAUUGUUUCCUGGGAACUUUCUUUGGAGCGGCAUUUUGAACUUUUACGACCAAAAACUUUACUUAGCGAGCAACUUUCGGCCAUACGAUUCACCAAAAUUUCCUACUUGCGCACAUAGUUUCACUGCAAAAUGCAGGAACACACGAUAAUCAGAUCCCCAGAAUUUCAAGGUUAAUUGUUUUUGUAUUUAGUGAGUAUUUCACGCUUGUCAUGCCACCCUCAAUCCCGACCUGCAUGAACUACUCGUUCAUGCAAGGGGAGCGUGAGGUGACGUUGAAAUCAGGGUCACUAAGCGCGGCAAUUGAGCCGCCUGGCGCGCGGUGUCUUGCUGCUUUUAAGCAGAGCGACAAGGCAGGCGUGUGGGCAGUUCUUAGCCAGGGACGCCAGCCUCGUGGCUUCUGGGGCAGGUGUGGGGGAAAACACGCGGAGAGGGCGAAGAUGGGCGGCUUUUUCACGACUUAUGGCUUAUGAUUGGAUGAACUGAACGAUCUAGGGGCGGUUGUUAAAAGUACACCUCCUCCCCAGCUCCUGUGGGGUGCCAGGGGAUAGCGUCAGCGGGUUUGCAGCAAGACAUGAUGUGUCGGAACCGAUUGCUGCAUGGGAGACGUGCUUGGAAACCUCUCUGGGUAUGGGUGACGCGGGAGCAGCCGAGGGCUGCAAGGUCGUCCUGCUCGUGGCAUUUACCGAGGGGGUGUACUGAGUGAGAAACCCUGGAAAGCACUGGAGCAAGAAGAUGACAGGAUGGAGAAAAGUAGCGGACUCGCAAAGCAGUAUAUUUAAGACGCUUGCCCCAAUCAGGGGAGGCAGCGACGAUGAUAUCGCUCCAUUGGGUAACGCGGCGAGCCUGGAGAGCGGAUGGGACCAUCUUGGGAGGAGCCAGGAUCUGUAAGAAGGUUUUCUUUGUGGAUAUCUCGACUGGAGUAUGGAGUCUCAUAGCAAGCAAUAUCUCGUUUCUCUUCGUUGACUGAAGGCAUAGCCCUGGGACCAAUUGAUGUGAUAACCCCCCCGUAGAUGUGAUUGACCUGCUCCCCACGCCCCUCCAGACCAUGGAUGAGCCAGUCUGAGUAAGGACAAGCAUGUGAUAUGAGGCAUAUUGGCGUAGUGAGUUGAAGUCCCGUCGUAAUGGUACUCGGAGGUUGUUAGACCCCUGUUCAUAUAUCACAUGAUGUACCACGUGACACGAUAUUUGAUAUCAAAAUCUGCCUCUGGUUGAAUGUGAGCCACGGCCUCGCAGUACGGCGUCAAGCGCUUCCCGAGGUAGUCCAUGCUAAUGAGGUUUGCAUCUUGACAACGUUCAGUUCGUAUAAUCCAUGUGCAUUAGCAGUUGUCCGUCGAUGUCGAUGCUUCAAGCAGGAGCAUCACCUGUCGUCGCAGCGUUCCCAGCAUUUCGAGUGAUCCACGUUCCUCUUGUCGUCAAGCCCCGGGCCUUCUCGAUCUUUUCCCAGGGGUUCUCGUUAGACAGGCGGUCGUAGUAACCAGUGAACUUGUUACCCCUGGCCCCAUGUGCGCCUGAGUGCUGGCCUUGAGGCGUGGCUUGCGCCGGAGCAGGUCUCUGGGGUAGGCUAGCCGGGCGCGCUUGCGCUGGCACUUUCUGUUCUGGGUUGGCAUUUCCUUCGUUGUCGUCGUCCAGCGAAAUCUCAUCCUUGUUUGAGCCGGUUCCCAAAGCCGUGGAGUUUGCGCCGGUUGCCGAUGACUUGGACGGCAGUAGAGCAUCUGCAUUUGGAUUGUAGCGACGGCGCUUGGAAGGUGGUGAUGCAGCGCCGAAGGAUGAGAAGCCCAUCUGAGCCAUGAGGUCGUCAUCAGAUACUUCCACGUCGUUUUCUGUGGCGUCCAUCUUGAAAGCGUGAAAAGGAACGUGUUUGAGUGUGAUUCACUUGAAUAGUAAGGCAGACAGCAGGAAGCGUCCCCUUGAGUGAGUGAAAUGAGGAGAUUAAUGAGUCAAGUGAGUCAAGUGAGACGGUGG